AUAAUUACAUCCAAUUAUCACUCCUUUUAUGCAAUGAUUCAUCUCUAUUUGAGGCUUAUUAAAUUAGCGUCCCACAGUGGUGUGAAAAGCAGAGCCCGGGCUGCUCUGUUUGUUGUUCUGCCCUCUGCACGAGUAAGACUACACGCUAGGUUAAGCACUAAAUUGGGUAACCGUCCAGUGACGGCAGAUAAACACCUGCUCGUACAGAUCAUCUCGAGCCCGAGGUUGACGGGAACUGCUUCAAUACAACAAACAUUUGGAGCGGAAAUCGAUCAAAGAGAGGGGGGAUUUGGACUGAAAAUGUCAUCCAUGAAAGGAAAGAGAAAAGAAUAUCUGACUGUGAAGGAUCUGCAGAAGGUUUUGGAUUCUUGCAAACUACAUCUCAAUGAAGUAGAUGAGGUGUGGCCAAAAAUAUACAUAGGGAAUGUGGCAGUUGCCCAAAACAAGGCUGCGCUGCUGAAAUUAGGUAUAACUCAUGUAUUAAAUGCUGCACACUCCAAGCGAGGCAGCAUAGGGAACCAAAGCUUUUAUGGCAACACCAUUGUGUAUUGUGGCAUUCCUGCAGAAGACUCCACGCACUUUGAUCUGGAUGUUUACUUCCAGCAUGCAGCUGAUUUCAUUCAUAAAGCGCUCAAGUCACCUGAUGGGAGGGUUCUGGUGCACUGCAUCAUGGGAAUGAGCCGGUCAUCGACCUUGGUGUUAGCUUACCUCAUGAUCUACCGCCACCUCACACUCAAACAGGCUUUGCAGAAACUACUUCAGAAGAGAGCGAUCUAUCCCAACAGGAAUUUCCUGGCUCUGCUGCUGGAUCUGGAUCUUCAGCUGACGAAGAAAAAGAAAACUUGUCAGAUCCUUUAAAUAAGUUUACAUGUUUAGGUCACACAGGAACACUGUUGCUAGGACUGAUAAUUUCAGUAUAUUUAUUUUUUUGAAGCUAAUGAAUUAAUGUGAAGUUUUGUUAAAAUGAAUGAUGAAAAUUCCUCCAGGCUCACAAAUAUCAUGUUAGCGACAAGUUAGCAUGUAAAACAAAACAAAAAUGGUGGAGUUGAACACAUCACUCUGUUGCAUUUAGUUAAACUGCUCUUCCUCAGUUUUUUAAUAGCAUCCUAAAUAUAACAAAACCAUUAUCAACAUGCUAGCAUAGUUAGCAUGAUAGGCUACAGAGGAAUAGUGAAUU
Messenger RNA from Labrus mixtus (cuckoo wrasse), 1177 nucleotides. RefSeq names its product dual specificity protein phosphatase 13A-like. Gene Ontology annotation, cellular component: cytoplasm. Gene Ontology annotation, biological process: protein dephosphorylation; negative regulation of MAPK cascade. The transcript has 3 exons. Gene Ontology annotation, molecular function: protein tyrosine/serine/threonine phosphatase activity; MAP kinase phosphatase activity. The record is from RefSeq and is a predicted model, not a curated record. Bases 34 to 858 code for a protein of 274 amino acids. NCBI's taxonomy places the organism in Eukaryota, Metazoa, Chordata, Actinopteri, Labriformes, Labridae.